Messenger RNA from Epithele typhae, 1053 nucleotides. RefSeq lists its product as uncharacterized. The transcript is spliced from 13 exons. The record is from RefSeq and is a predicted model, not a curated record. NCBI's taxonomy places the organism in Eukaryota, Fungi, Basidiomycota, Agaricomycetes, Polyporales, Epitheliaceae. The coding region runs from base 1 to 1053 and encodes 350 amino acids. Gene Ontology annotation, cellular component: Golgi apparatus.
AUGGCCCCCAAUGCCCUCAGCACUCGGGCCCAGCAGUCCUUCUUUGGCAUAGCUGUGUUUCAGGCGUUCGUUGUUAUCGCUAUGGUCGCAGUGACAUUCAACAAAGUGGAAGAUCAUGUGGAUUUGACCUUGGCCCGGUACAAAACUAUUCCAUGUUACCUUGCCCUUUUCAUCCUAGCCGAGUUCUUCGAGCUCUUCAUGGCGUUUGACGCGCUCCGGUUGCGGAACACCAUCCAACUCCUUGGUAUCCUGAUCUUCCAUGGCGCUCUCAUCGUUAUGUCCGCGCUGCAAGUGCACGAGACCAGGUCAGCGUUGGUCACGAACCCGGCGGCCAACUGGACCACGGAUUAUGUCAACGGCGGCGGACCGGGCACGCUCUGGCAGAGCGUGCUUCCAUUCCUCAUCGUCACGCCCGUCGUGAUCGGUGUCUCAUGGCUGGCGAUGAUGUGGGUCGUGCGGGAGUUGUACUACGAGUUCGGAUGGGCCAUCUUCCACAUCGUCGGUGCCAACCCUGCGGCGAAGACCAUGUACCAGUACUACCAGAUCAUGAUCUGCCUGCUCAAAUUCGACUUCUUUGCGUUUGUUGGGGUCACAAUGCAGCUCCUUAUCCUGGUGUUACAGACGAACAGUGCGGAGUUUGGUCUCACCGUUGCCGCAAUCCCUAUCGUGCUGGUCCUGCUGGUUGGCGCAGGCCUGGCAGUACAGCGUGAAAUCAAGUGGUUGAUGUCGAUCUCGCUUGUGUUGAUGUUGGCGGCGGAGACGUACUUUUACAAGCUCGUCCGCUUCUACGAGCCCAGCUCUUCAACGACAUACGGCAACGUGAGGGCGACCCUUACGACAUUCACCAUCAUCGCUUUCCUCCUGUUGUUCGCGACCUUCGCGAUUGGCCUUCGUUGCUUCGCCGACUUCGACAAGGGUCUGCUCAAGAGCAAGCUCCACGGUCAGUCCUACAAGCAAAUGGAUUCCUCCUCCAAGAUGGGCUUAUUCGGUGGCAAGAAGGAGGACGGCUAUGGUGCCGGCCAACCGCUUGGUCCACGCGUGUCGAUAGAGUGA